GUCAAGAACGUCACCAACAUCUUCACCGUCUCCCGUCAUCGUGUCCACUCGCAAUGGCAAGCCCUGCUCAACAAUUACCGCCAGGUUGGGCCGCUGACUGGGACGCCGAUAACCAACGCUACGUAUUCAUUGAAACCGCUACCGGUCGUGCACAAUGGGAGCCCCCAGCUGGCGGAGUUGAAGGUUCACCAGCGCCGACAAGCUCACCUCCACCACAGCACGGCGGCCAUACCAAACGACGUCAAUACGCCGCUGGCCAAACACAAGCGUAUUAUAGUUCGACCGAUGGACUUGCUCCCCCUCCUUCGUUUGCUGGUGGCCCAGGUAGUCAAUUGCAAGCUCCAGCAGCUGGCGGACAACUCUUUACGCCAGGUCUCGCUGCAGAGAAUCAAUUUGCUUCCCAGCAACAACAGCCCGGAGGUGCAUCUCCUUACUAUGGCCAACAACCCGAGCCAGACUACAUCAACUCGCAGCAGGCAUACGGUCAGCAGCCGUCUAUGGGAUACGGGCAGCCGCAACCGAAUAUGGGCGCGUUGACGGAUCAAUUUGGACAGAUGGGUGUAGGCGGACAGAAACCAUUCCAGGUCUACACAACAAACCUCCUCACCGCGCCCCCUGACCCCAUCGAACUCUCCCGUCCGCCACCCGAAAUUCGCCUUCCACCGAACGCUUCUAUCUCUCCAUCUCCGCACGCGAACGCUUCCCAUUUGUACCAGCGGUCGACGCUCAACGCCAUCCCCACUACCAGCUCGCUCCUCGGCAAGUCUAAAAUCCCUCUCGGUCUCGUCUUGAACCCGUAUCGCUCUGUGAAGGAGGGCGAGGAACCAGUUCCCGUGGUCACGGAUACGGUCAUUGCGCGUUGUAGACGGUGUAGAACAUAUAUUAACCCUUAUGUUCAGUUUAUUGAUGGUGGCAAUCGCUGGCGAUGCUGUAUGUGCUCCAUGUCAAAUGAAGUUCCUCAGCUGUUCGACUGGGACCAAGUACGAAAUCAGCCUGGAGACCGCUGGGCUCGUGCUGAGCUCAACCACUCCGUUGUUGACUUCAUAGCACCGGCGGAGUACAUGCUCCGACCUCCCCCACCUCCCGUUUAUGUGUUCUUGAUUGACGUCAGCCAUAGCGCUGUCCAAUCCGGCAUGGUCGCCACGGCUACCCGGGCAUUGCUUGAAAACCUCGAUCGCAUCCCUAACGAGGACCAGCGCUCAAAGGUUGCCAUCAUCGGAUUCGACACAUCUCUUUACUUCUUCUCUAUACCUCCUGGAACGACUGAGUCAAGUAUGCUCGUCGUCUCAGAUGUCGACGACGUCUUCUUGCCGAAACCAACAGACUUGUUGGUCAAUAUCACGGAGGCCCGUGCAUCGUUGGAGGCGCUGCUCGGAAGAUUGAACGACAUGUUCCAGGAGAACCAUGUGAUUGGUAGUGCUUUGGGCCCUGCUCUGCAGGCUGGCUUCAAACUGCUCUCUUCCGUUGGAGGAAAACUGGUGGUUUUGUCGUCGAGUUUGCCGAGUAUUGGCCCUGGUGCGCUGAAGAACAGGGAGGACCCAAAGAUCCUCGGAACGUCCAAGGAAUCUGGUCUUCUGCAAGCCGCCUCUCCCUUCUACAAGACCUUCGCCAUCGAAUGCUCUCGCGCUCAAGUCUCUGUCGACAUGUUCCUCUUUAGCGCCGCCUAUCAAGACGUCGCUACUCUCGCCUGCCUGCCUCACUAUACCUCCGGCCAGACAUACUUCUACCCCGCCUUUAAUGCCGCUCGUUCCGAAGACGCCGUUAAAUUCGCCCAUGAAUUUGGUGAGGUCCUCGCCAUGCCCAUCAUGCUCGAGGCCGUCAUGCGUGUGCGCGCCUCGAGAGGGCUCAGAAUGGCAUCGUUCCACGGGAACUUCUUCGUCCGGUCGACGGAUCUGUUGGCCAUGCCCGCCGUGCCACAGGACACAGGAUACGCGAUCGAAGUCCAGAUCGAGGAGACGUUGACGCAGCCUUUCGUCGUCUUCCAGACCGCGAUUUUGCACACUACCUCAUUCGGCGAGCGUAGGAUUCGUACCGUCACACUCGCGCUGCCGACGACGGCGAACUUGUCGGAGGUGUUUGCAUCGGCGGAUCAGCAGGCGAUUGCGACGCUGUUGGCGAAUAAGGCGGUGGAGAGGUCGAUCACGCAUAAGUUGGAGGAUGCGAGGGACGCGACGAUGAAUAAACUGGUGGAGAUUUUGCAGAGCUAUAAGACGAGUAUGACGAGUGCAGGGAGUGGGGCGAGUGCGCAGUUGGCGCUCAGUGAGAAUAUGAGGAUGUUGCCGGUGUUGGUGUUGGGCUUGUUGAAGAACGUUGGUGUGAGGCAGAGCGCGCAGAUUCCGCCAGAUUUGAGGGCUUAUGCACAAGCUUUGCUCACUUCGUUGCCGGCGGAGCUGUUGAUUCCCUACAUCCACCCGACCUUCUAUUCGUUACACAACAUGCCUCCUGAGGCUGGAACCGUCGGCGAGCAUGGCGUCAUCAUGCCUCCACCACUGCCACUCACUUCCGAGAGGCUGGAGAGGCAUGGCCUCUUCUUGAUUGAAGACGGCCAAACCAUCUUCCUUUGGGUUGGAAGAGACUCUGUUCCUCAACUUAUCAUCGAUGUUUUCAACCUCCCUAGCUACGAGGUUCUUCGCGGCGGAAAGACGACUCUCCCAUUGCUGGACAAUCCCUUCUCGCAACGCCUCAAUGCUAUCGUCCAAAAGAUCCGUGAGAUGCGCAAGGGCGUGUAUUACCCACAUCUCUACAUCGUCAAGGAGGAUGGCGAGCCGCCGUUGAGGCUCUGGGCGCUUAGCGCGCUCAUUCAGGAUAGGGCGGACGUGCUACCAAGUUACCAACAAUUCAUUGGGCAGCUGAAGGAUAAGGUGAACGGAUCGGGAAGUUACUAGAUAAGCUCAACACGGAAGGGGGGAAAGCGAAGGGAGGAUUCAAAAAUAAGCUGCUGGCUUGUCGCUUGUGUGUGUUUCCUCGUCUGUGGCUAGUUCUCUCUGUCAUUAUUUCUUUGUU
This is a messenger RNA of Stereum hirsutum FP-91666 SS1, 3003 nucleotides long. RefSeq names its product CPII coat sec24 protein. The coding region runs from base 54 to 2885 and encodes 943 amino acids. The record is from RefSeq and is a predicted model, not a curated record. Gene Ontology annotation, biological process: intracellular protein transport; COPII-coated vesicle cargo loading; endoplasmic reticulum to Golgi vesicle-mediated transport. Gene Ontology annotation, molecular function: SNARE binding; zinc ion binding. NCBI's taxonomy places the organism in Eukaryota, Fungi, Basidiomycota, Agaricomycetes, Russulales, Stereaceae. The transcript has 12 exons. Gene Ontology annotation, cellular component: endoplasmic reticulum exit site; COPII vesicle coat.